Balaenoptera musculus (blue whale) is the source of this 3371-nucleotide messenger RNA. RefSeq names its product leucine rich repeat neuronal 2 (gene LRRN2). Gene Ontology annotation, molecular function: protein binding. NCBI's taxonomy places the organism in Eukaryota, Metazoa, Chordata, Mammalia, Artiodactyla, Balaenopteridae. The transcript has 2 exons. The coding region runs from base 553 to 2691 and encodes 712 amino acids. The record is from RefSeq and is a predicted model, not a curated record.
CGCCGCGGAGGCCUGCUCGCUGCACUCGCGAACGGGCGGCGAGCGGAAGGAGCGCACGAUCUCGGUCGCCAGCCUCCCGCCGGACGCGCGGGCGCGGCGCGGCGCGGGUGGGAAGGUGGUUGUUCUGCCGGCACCCUAACCCGGCUCUGCCCCGGGACCACUCCCAGGAAAACUCCGCGGUGGGGAGGCGCCCGCGACCCCACCCCGGCCUGCGCGGGCGGCGCGCGGAGGGAGGGGCGGACUGGUCUUCCUCAGCCCAGCCCGGGCCGGAGCCGAGCGGUGCGCGGCGGCGCAGGCGGCGGCCGGCGGCCGGGGGGCUGCCCCGAUGGGGCAUGGCAAUGAGUGAGCAGACCGAGCGCCAGUGGACAAGGAUGGGCAGCCGCACCCAGGAGGGCAGGAAAUUGUGCCCACCCAUCCCCGCAUAGAAUGACUGCCCAGGGAGAGCGGUUCCCCGGGCCCUGGCAGGGCUGCUGACCCUCAGCCUGCAAACCGCUAAGAGCACAAGGACUCCAGACUCUUCUUGUGGAUGGUCCCCUGCCCUGCAGCUCCACCAUGAGGCUGCUUGUGGCCCCCCUCUUGCUAGCUUGGGUGGCUGGUGCCAUUGCCACUGUGCCCGUGGUACCUUGGCAUGUGCCCUGCCCCCCUCGGUGUGCCUGCCAGAUCCGGCCCUGGUAUACACCCCUAUCGUCCUACCGCGAGGCCACCACCGUGGACUGCAAUGACCUAUUCCUGACAGCUGUGCCCCCGGCGCUGCCCGCAGGCACGCAGACCCUGCUGCUACAGAGCAACGGCAUCGUCCGUGUGGACCAGAGUGAGCUCGGCUACCUGGCCAAUCUCACAGAGCUGGACCUGUCCCAGAACAGCUUUUCAGACACCCGAGACUGUGAUUUCCGUGCCCUGCCCCAGCUGCUGAGCCUGCACCUGGAGGAGAACCAGCUGACCCGGCUGGAGGACCACAGCUUUGCAGGGCUGGCCAGCCUUCAGGAACUCUAUCUCAACCACAACCAGCUCUAUCGCAUCGCCCCAAGGGCCUUCGCCGGCCUCAGCAACCUGCUGCGGCUACACCUCAACUCCAACCUGCUGAGGGCCGUGGACAGCCGCUGGUUCGAGAUGCUGCCCAGCCUGGAGAUCCUCAUGAUCGGCGGCAACAAAGUGGACGCCAUCUUGGACAUGAACUUCCGGCCCCUGGCCAACCUGCGCAGCCUGGUGCUCGCGGGCAUGAACCUGCGGGAGAUCUCUGACUACGCCCUGGAGGGGCUUCAAAGCCUGGAGAGCCUCUCCUUCUAUGACAACCUGCUGGCCCGGGUACCCCGGCGGGCGCUGGAGCAGGUGCCUGGGCUCAAGUUCCUAGACCUGAACAAGAACCCGCUCCAGCGGGUGGGGCCCGGGGACUUUGCCAACAUGUUGCACCUCAAGGAGCUGGGGCUGAACAACAUGGAGGAACUGGUUUCCAUUGACAAGUUUGCCCUGGUCAACCUCCCUGAGCUGACCAAGCUGGACAUCACCAACAACCCCCGGCUGUCCUUCAUCCACCCCCGCGCCUUCCAUCACCUGCCCCAGAUGGAGACCCUCAUGCUCAACAACAAUGCUCUCAGUGCCUUGCACCAGCAGACAGUGGAGUCCCUGCCCAACCUGCAGGAGGUGGGUCUCCAUGGCAACCCCAUCCGCUGUGACUGUGUCAUCCGCUGGGCCAAUGCCACGGGCACCCACGUCCGCUUCAUCGAGCCUCAGUCCACCCUGUGUGCCGAGCCACCAGACCUCCAGCGCCGCCCAGUGCGGGAGGUGCCCUUCCGGGAGAUGACGGACCACUGCCUGCCCCUCAUCUCCCCCCGCAGCUUCCCCGCCAGCCUCCAGGUGGCCAGUGGAGAGAGCCUGGUGCUGCACUGCCGGGCGCUGGCUGAACCAGAACCCGAGAUCUACUGGGUCACUCCAGCUGGGGUUCGACUGACGGCUGCCCGGGCAGGCAGGAAGUACCGGGUGUACCCUGAGGGGACCCUGGAGCUGCGGAGGGUGACAGCGGAAGAGGCAGGGCUGUACACCUGUGUGGCCCAGAACCUGGUAGGGGCUGACACUAAGACGGUUAGUGUGGUUGUUGGCCGGGCUCCCCUGCAGCCAGGCAGAGGCAAGGGAUGGGGUCUGGAACUCCAGGUGCAGGAGACUCACCCCUAUCACAUCCUGCUGUCCUGGGUCUCCCCACCCAACACAGUCUCCACCAACCUCACCUGGUCCAGUGCCUCCACCCUCCAGGGCCACAGGGUCACUGCUCUGGCCCGCCUGCCACGGGGUACCCACAGCUACAACAUCACCCGCCUCCUUCAGGCCACGGAGUACUGGGCCUGCCUGCAAGUGGCCUUUGCUGAUGCCCACACCCAGUUGGCAUGUGUAUGGGCCAGGACUAAAGAGGCCACUCCUUGUCACAGAGCCUUAGGGGACCAACCUGGGCUCAUAGCCAUCCUGGCUCUCACCAUCCUCCUGCUGGCAGCCGGGCUGGCAGCCCACCUUGGCAGUGGCCAGCCCAGGCAGGGAGUGGGUGGGCGGCCUCUCCUUCCAGCCUGGGCUUUCUGGGGCUGGAGCACCCCCUCAGCCCGGGUGGUAUCUGCACCCCUUGUCCUGCACUGGAAUCCGGGGAGGAAGCUGCCCAGGUCCUCAGAAGGGGAGACGCUGUCACCACCAUUGUCGCAAAAUUCCUGAAGCUCAGCCUGUUCUCAGCAGUAGAGAAAUAACUAGGACUACUUUUUACCAAAAGGGAAGCAAUCUGGGCCAGGUACCCUGCCCGGAAAGUAACAUGGACCCACAUGCUUGAGGCCUGGCAGCUGGACCAAGACAGCCAGCUUUGUGGCCCUAGGGGGGGUGCUCCUGCAGCCUCCAGAAACUGCCCUUACCUUCUGGGGGCUCCUCCGCUGCCAUUCUGAGGAGCAUCUCCAAGGAACAGGAAGGACUGUGGCUAAAGCUGCCCACCUCCCCAGUUGUCUGUGUGCCCAGAGGCUCCUGGGCCUGGAUGUCCCCUGCCUGUGUCCUCAGGCCCUUGGCCCACAGGAUGCAGCCCCUCCUCUUCUCUGUCUCUGUACAGUCUCAGUUGCUUGCUCUUUCCCCUUCUGGGCAAGAGCUGAAGGAGGCCUCUCCUCCCCACCUCGGGGGACUGCUCCCAAAGUGGGGCCCCAGUUGGAUGAGAAGGACAUAUGGGAGAGGGAUGCCCAGGAAAGCCUCUUCCCGGCACCCUUCCGGUCUGCACUCUGAGGUUGACUUUCUAUAGGCAAUUUUGUACCUUUGUGGAGAAAUGUGUCACCUCCCCCCAACCCAAUUCACUCUUUUCUCCUGUUUUGUAAAAAAUAAAAAUAAAUAAGAAUAACAAUAAUAAGGGGAGGGGAAGG